This is a messenger RNA of Mytilinidion resinicola, 5484 nucleotides long. Its product is annotated as ankyrin repeat protein. Gene Ontology annotation, molecular function: protein binding. Lineage: Eukaryota; Fungi; Ascomycota; Dothideomycetes; Mytilinidiales; Mytilinidiaceae. The coding region runs from base 1 to 5286 and encodes 1761 amino acids. The record is from RefSeq and is a predicted model, not a curated record. The transcript is spliced from 6 exons.
AUGGCUUCUUCUACCACGACGACACUCCCCGAGGUGCCCGCGAAACAUGACGGCUUCAUUCCAUUCGUGGCUAGCCACCCAGACAAGUCCAUCGUUGAAUUGCUCGAGCCGUACAAACAGUAUGACGCCAAGCUCCGGGAAAUAUACGCUCAGGAGCCGCAGCAUCCAGCGCUGGCCAACCCUUUCGUCAACGUUGUUCCUCUAUUCAAUGGUCAUGAAGCUGAUCUCAAAGUUCGUGCUCGUGACUUGAGCUCCGAAUCUGCUGAGGAGAAAGAUAGGUAUAUCAUGUCUCUCGAUGAUGAGGACCGCAAGCAGAGUGGUGCUCCAGCUGUUGUUCCAGAUCUCAAGACUUUUCAGCAGAAUCUCACCGUCUUUUCCGAAUCAUCCCUGGUUGACCUUGACUGGAACAAUGUCGUGGCCGCUGGCAGCUCCGUGGUCACCUCUCUCUUGCCCGUUCCGGAGAAAUAUAAAUCUUCCAAGAGGGCUCUCCGACAAUACUAUCAUGAGAUAGUAGCCCCUGCUUCUGAUGUCGAUUUGUUCCUGUACGGCCUGAGCGAGGAGGAGGCAGUCAAGAAGAUCAUCCAGAUCGAGACCAAGAUCAGAGACGCCAUUCUGACUGAAACGACUACGGUUCGUACCAAGAACGCCAUCACGAUUGCCAGCCAAUAUCCCACACGCCACGUGCAGAUCGUUCUCCGUAUCUACAAAUCUGUUUCGGAAAUUCUUACGGGGUUUGAUGUCGACUGCUCCUGUGCAGCCUAUGAUGGGAAACAGUACAGUCAUAGAGGGUUCGAGGUUUAUUGGCCUCUGUUGGACCGCUCCAGGAUCGAUCCAACUAUAUUCGAGCGGUCGUUUGCUCGUACUGUUGGUCUUGCUAGACUGCUUGUCUUGGAGAAACUCCCAACAUCCUCUGAACGUGAUUCUUACAUGGAUCAACGUCGAAAAGAGCGAGGACGGCCGACGCUCAACACACACAAUCGAUACAGUCAUAGGACGUGGGGUAACCUUAAAGACGACCACGAAGAUGAGAUCGCAGAAUGGGUCGAGCAAGACGACGUCAGCGACUACCAUACCUUUACUGUCCCAUACGGUGUCAAAUUCCAUGCGAAGAAGAUAGAGAAGUUGCUCUAUACCAAAGAUCUUCUUCUUAACGCGGAAUGGAACAAGCCCAAAGACCGAGAGGUCAACCUGCAUCGGCAUCCUGCUUUCUUCGGAUUUGCGGAAGACGUCAUUCAUGACUGUUGCGGUUUCUGCCCAACACCGUUCACACCAGAGGAGCACGAUGCGGCGGAGACAGAGAGCAAAAUCUAUGUUUCGGGGGAGAUUUCUUUCAUCAAAGACGAUGCGGGAAGACAAGCAAUUGGUAGUUUCAAUCCGAUCACAGACGACGAUUGGACCGAUAUGGCAUAUGUAGGAAACACAGCACAAUUGUGUCAAGCCAUCGUUGAUGGCGAUCUCGAACACGUUCAGGACUGGCUUUCCCAGGAAGGAUCCGAUCCCAAUUGCCGCGAUUAUACCGGACGAACUCCGCUGCACUUAGCGGUCCAGAGCUCGACACCAGAAAUUGUCCAAGCACUCAUCGAUCGAGGUGCCCGCUUAGUGGCCAGACUGGCGGAUGGUCGCACGGCCCUACAUCUUGCAGCCGCCAGGGGUAAUGUAGAAAUGGUCAGUAUGAUCAUGCAGAGAAGUGAAGCAAACGAAGAAGACGAGAUAAAGAAGGAAGAUCUCCGCAAGGAAGUUAGAAUCGCAGCUAGGAAUGUGGUCAAACCCGACGAUAAGAGCGAGGCAGAUGAGGAGCAUGAACAAGAUAAAGAGAGCGAUGGAGAACUAAUCGACGACGAACAGUCUAAUGACGACUUCAGAUCCACCACAACAAGCUCUUUUGUUCAGGUCAAGGACAAGACGUCUGAGAAAGAGGUAGACGACGACGCGGACGAGGAGCCAGAUUUCUAUGACGUAAACGUACUGGCUUGGGACACUGGAUGCUCGCCACUCCAUCUUGCGAUCGUCAACGGGCACGUUGACGUUGUCAAAGAGCUUGUUCAAUCGUACGGCGCCGAUGUACUUCUGCCGAUCAAGCUCCUCAACGAUUACGACAAAUCCCCUCGUGCAGCAAUCCUCACUCUAGCUCUGUCUCUCCAGCUUCCCCUGGAAAAGGCCAAGAAAAUGACUGAAACACUAUUAGAACUUGGCGCUUCUUCGGCUCAGGCUGAUAUAAAUCAGACUACCGCUCUCCAUUAUUUCGCAGGCGUGAAUCCAGAGCUAUUGCCCGUCCUCUUUGAGCAUGACGAACCUGCAGCAAAGCGCAGUAUCAAUCAUCUCUCAGUCACAGGCUCGGCAUGGAGUCCCUUUUCGCAGAGCCCGUUGAUGACUGCUAUCGAGAGCCGCAAUACUAUUGGGGUCAUGAAGCUGCUCAACGCGGGUGCCAAAACGACGAUCGAAUUUUCGGAUUGGAUGAAAUCAAUAACCGUGAAGUACGAUGAGUUUGCUUCACGAGAUUCGAAACAAAACCAGUCCGCUUUCGUCAGGGACCUGGAACAGCCAAUCAUCCUGGCUGUACAGAACAAACUUCCCUCGGUGGCGAUAGAGCUCCUGAGCCGUGGCGCUGAUCCCAACACUUUGACUAAGGAUACCAAGCAGUGUAUCACAGACGAAUGGAUGAGGAGUUAUCGCAAAAUGGAAAGCCUUCUGGAUCUUGUGCAGGAGAAACUGAAAACUUUGAGGGAGUUUACCGCUCUCACCGAGUUAAAGCAGCCCGACCCACGAGUCGUUGAUGGCGAGGACUACCUGAAGGAACUGAGGGAAGGCACCUACAAGCAUUUUGCAGGCAACAUAGCUCUUAAUCGGGCUAAGAAGACGGACGAGGUGGCUCAAAAGCAAUACGAGCGCAACCUGGAAGACGCCAAGAAUAAGAAAGGCAUCACGGAGAAGAAAAGGGCUGUGGAAGGCUUAAUUCUAGAAUUCGAAAAACUAGAGGCGCUUCUAGUCCAGAAGGAAUCGAAGACACUGAAGGAGCUGCACCCAGACCUGGACCUGUCUAAAUCUAAUCGGGGGACAAACUGGAACACGAGAUCGCAGGAUCCUAAACCGAAUCCAUUUAAGCUUGAGUUCGGCUUCAACAAAGUGCAUGAUCUUGAUGAUGAGAAGCGCGAUGCUUAUCUGGAACUAUUUCAAGCAGUCUGGGCCGGAGAUAUCGACUCGAUCAAAAAGUUUACGCUCGCUCCUUGGGGGGAUGAUUCGGAUCGAACGCCCCUCAAGAUCGCCGUCACUGACGACGAGGGCUUCUCUCCCUUCAGCAUUGCUAUCCUUCGCCACCAUUUUCCCGUUGCGAAGGCUCUCCUAGAGAUAGCGAAAGCGCAAUACAAGCCAACCGAGGCCAAAGGCACAGAGAUAUACAACCUAGCGGAGAGUGACGACGAGUAUAGCGAGGAGGAAGAAGAUGACAGCGAUAACGAUAUUCGGAUCGACAAACAGAUCAUUGACAAGCCGUUCACCAUCGAAAAUAUCGGAGAGAUCUCUACCCAAGUCAAAAGCACCACUCAACCUGCGGAAAUCCUUUCAUGGUCAUGCGACGUUUGGAAAUACUUUGAGGUGCUUCCCGAUGGCCGUGUUUACUUCUAUGGAUCUUCCACUCGUAAGGCCGACCUACAUAAAGUAGACAGCCUAUUGAAAUUCGCCAUAUUUUCGAACGACGACGAGCUAUUCAAGUUUCUUCUUGCGCUUAGUACGGAGUACAAGAGCGCCUCGGUGGAAGAGAUGCCUCGUGUUCCGACAUUUUCGAACUCCGACUUUGAAUACGCAAUCGGCCUGGGGCGUUUCGAUUUGCUCGGCCAAAUGAUCAAGCAUGCUGGUGCUGGCCUCGCGCUGGAUGCCUUGGUCAAAAAAAGCGGUGUCAAGAUUGAAGAGCGUCCCCGUUACUAUCAAGGUCUGAGUGUUCAUGGCACUAAGCGCAGCGAUUGGGCUGCUGCUGGACGGCGCUCUCAGAUGCGAACAACGGUCAGCGAAAGCUGGCCGCCUGCGCUCUCUGCUGCUGCAAACGGAAACAUAGAGAGCGUCGAAUGGUUCCUGGGAGACACCCCGACGAGAUUGUAUUUGGAAUUCGCCGAAACCAACAAAGCGGACAAACGUCUGCGACAGCUUGCUCAAGCAAAUGGAGGAUUUGACAAGGUGCUUUCGACUUGGUUGGGCGCCCGACGUGAUCUGAUCAUCCACAUGGCGGUGCUCUCGAAGCCGUCUUCGGAUUCGGUUCGUCUCCUUGAAUAUCUUAUCAAAGCCGUACCAGACUCUCUCCACACUAAGUCGACGAAAGGCUACACUCCUCUCGCUCUCGCCUUCGCCCUUCGCCGAGUCGCCGCAGCACGCACCCUCAUUGCCGCAGGUGCGGAUCAGACGACACGAGAUCACUCCGGCAACAACAUUCUCCACAUCCUGUUCAAUGGGAUCAAUUCCCAGGCCCUGUUUCAUGGCAUCAACUCCCCGGCCAAAACAAAGAAGGAUGGUCUACAAAAGAUGUUGGAACUGAUCGAUCCUCGAUUGGUGUCUUCCCUUCUGACGGAGCGCUCGCAAGACGGGCCUGGUGCAGCUACUCCCCUUGCACUUUGGCUCCACUCAAGCAAUCAAAGCGGCUACUACUAUUUUGGACACCACCGCUCAGGAACUGAGAACCAGAAUAACGAGACAGAGGAGAAGGUUGCUACGCUUCGCACUAUCCUUGACUUCUCCAGCAAGACCGGGUACGAGCAUCUUGAGCUUCUUGAUGGGGCCGGAGACACCCCUGUCCAUAUGGCCACCAAGCUCCAGCUUCACGACUCCUUGAAGCUGAUGCUUGAGCGGAGGCCUGACCUGCUCUACCGCGAGAACGCGACUGGUCGUACGCCAGCUGAGAUGGCAGAAGACGCCUACAUCGCUGAGCGAGUCAAGGACGUACCGCAAUUCCACAAGAACAACACUAGCAUUACCGACCGAUCGCAAGAGAGUUUCGUUGAGGGUGCCGAAGAUGACGCGAAGAAAGCCACCGAGCGCGAGAAGAUCUGGACGCUUUGCAGGACUAUCUUGGCGGAUAAGCCGGCGAGGCGACGCUUGGUCAGUCUGUUUGAGGCUAAUGAGGUCGCGAAGAGGCUGGCGUCGAGGAAGAAGAAGUCGGCUAGGGACGCGACUGGUCGCCCCGUUGUCGACGCCAAUGGCCAGGGGCAGGAAGUGGAGGAGACCACUGAGGAUGAGGUGUCGAAGUUCUAUAGCACUGCGGCGGGAUGGGAUGAGGAUGAUGCUAUGGACGACGAGCAGUAGGGGCGAGGUGUGUGGGAUGAUAAAAUGGUAUGAAAGCACCUGGGAUUGUUCCGGCCUUGAAACUGGGCUCAAAAAUGCAUGGGGUGGCAAUGCUCUACGGUAAAUGUGGCGAACAACGGUCAUAAUGGUAGUACAAAAGUAGUCUAUUGUACUUAGCUAUCCAAGUAUGAUAUAAAACAACAUUGUCCAAAUACCCCC